UGGCGUAAUCGGGGCGGAGUUGCGUUGUUGGGUCUUUCAGUCGUUGCGCCGUACACACCUGGGAGAGGUUGGUUGUGAUGUGCUCGUGAUCGUUGUUGCGGUUUGACGUGUUAAAUUUGGCGCGCGCCGGUGUCGGAAGCGAACUGUUUGAGGGUGAACGAGGACUGUGUUGUUGGUAUAGUGGAUGUGUGCAUUUCGUCGCCCCCGGAAGUCGACUCUGAUUACGACCGCGGGGGCGAGCUCGAAUUGUGAUUACAGAGCUGUUUCGACUCUGUGCCGGGGGUGAUAUGGGGAUCUAGGUUGCCGUGGAACUGAAACAUAUUCUUGCGCGUUUAAUCGCGACUAUAUAUAUAUAUACAUAUACAUUUUUCAUUCUUUGGACUGUGUUGGUAGCGAUAGUUGCUUUACGAAAGACCGAGAGUUGAAGGACCUUUGAUAGUGGAGUCGAGCGAGCGGUGAUCGCAUUAUUGGUUUGGUUUACUUUCCUCGCAUCGGUGAUUUCGGUCAGAGUUUUCUGAUCCAUAUUCCCAUCGUUCUAAUUUCCUCCUAGUUUCAUUGACUUGAAGUUGUGAGGAUCGGUUUGAAUUGCACAUUAUGAGUAGGGUGUGACGUCGAAAGAGUUGCUUGAUGAAUUCGAUUAGUGAGUGGGUUCACAGACAGGAGCAAUUGGAGUGUGCGGAAAAUAUUUUUUGUGAAUGGUUCUUCCGUAUACAGUAAUCGUUCAGUUCAUCUAGUAGUUCCAUCUGUAGGCUGAAGAGCUCCUGUGCCGAGCUUGUGAGAAUGGGCAAGAAGUCUCCAGUCAUGAAGCUGUUCUCUGUGAAAGAAGCGGCCUCUCCAUCCGGUGAAGCAGGUGCAGACAUGGACAACAGGGCUCCACUGUCUCCAAUUUUUGUGAGGCCUCGAAACAAAGUCGCUGCAGUCGCUCAUCAGCAACAAGGUCUCGGCAACCACGUUCAUCCGACCUCAGCACCCACAUUGCAAGGGUUGAAGAAGAGCCAGAUGCCGCCAUCGUCUUUUUCUCAAAAAAGCAAUAGCACGGAGUACGUGGAAAAUAUUGCGAUCUUACCGCCGGGUACUCCGGACCAUAAGUUUGCUGCCCCGUCCACUCCGAAGAGUUCAAGCAAGAAAAGAUUUGGGUGGAUCAACACCCGGCAGCAAGCUCAGCAACAGGAGGAGCCAGCCUCUGGUCCUUUAGGGCUGAGGGCACCUUCAACUAUGGGUUGUGGCUCUCCGAAGCAUAAUCCUAGAGAGUCAGGGCUGGAGUUGAUCAAUCACUUUUCAGAUACAGCAUCUUCAGCGUCCUCCACCUGCUCAGACCUCAGCAUUCCAUCAUGUGCUAGUAGCAGCCUGUACUCGGGAUUUACCACGUCCAGCAAGAUGGGAUCCGAUACCGAAUCCGCUUCAAGCACUCCAAGAACUACUCCUAGCAAGAAUAUCCCUCGUCCAGGAAAGCAUGCACAAGGGAAUUGUACCUCCAAAGUCUUGUCAAUCUCAAAUUCAGUUGUUAGUCUUCAGCAGAGUGCUCCGGCCUUCGAAUUACAAGAAGACCCCGAAUUCUGGAAUGAUCAUAACGUGCAGGUUCUGGUUAGGGUCCGUCCAGUUAGCGCCUCAGAGGUAUCAGGGCAGGGCUUCUCCAGAUGUGUUCGACAAGAUGGUCCCCACACCAUAACCUGGCUCGGUCAACCCCAGACUCGUUUCUCUUUUGAUCAUGUUGCUGGCGAGUCUAUCACGCAGGAAGACCUCUUUAGAGUUGCUGGUACACCAAUGGUGGAAAAUUGCAUGCGAGGAUACAACAGCUGUAUGUUUGCUUAUGGCCAAACAGGGAGUGGAAAGACGCACACAAUGCUCGGUGACAUUGACGACCUGGCAAUUCGACCAAGCCUCCAACGUGGGAUGACUCCUCGCGUUUUUGAAUACUUGUUUGCUAGGAUCCAACAAGAAGAGAAUCUUAGGGAGCAAGAGCAGUUAAGGUUUGUGUGCAAAUGCUCGUUUCUCGAGAUAUACAACGAGCACAUCACUGAUUUGUUAGACCCCACGUCCAUCAACCUACAGAUUCGAGAAGAUGUGAAGACUGGAGUAUAUGUGGAGAAUUUGAAAGAGGUCGAGGUCAAAUCUGUCCACGACGUUGUGCAGUUACUAACUCAAGGUGCUUCCAACAGGAAAGUUGCGGCGACAAACAUGAAUAGAGAGAGUAGUAGGUCGCACAGCGUUUUCGCUUGCACUGUCGAAAGCAAGUGGCAGGCCAACUCAUUGACCAACAUCAGAUUUGGACGUCUGAAUUUAGUAGAUCUUGCCGGAUCGGAGAGACAGAAGUCUUCAGGGGCUGAAGGUGAUCGUCUAAAAGAAGCCGCUAACAUCAAUAAAUCUCUAUCAACACUCGGGUUGGUCAUCAUGACACUUGUAGAUAUCGCAAAUGGGAAGCAGCGCCAUGUCCCGUAUCGUGAUUCAAAACUGACCUUCCUACUGCAGGAUUCACUUGGUGGGAAUUCGAAGACAACAGUUAUCGCCACAAUCAGCCCUUCCAAUGGGAAUGCUCUGGAGACCAUGAGUACUCUGAAGUUUGCCCAGCGUGCAAAGUUAAUAAAAAACAGUGCUCAUAUCAAUGAGGAUUCUUCAGGGGAUGUUAGCGCUUUACGUCGUGAAAUCCAGCAACUGAAGGAAGAGAUCAACCACCUGAAGUGUCAGAACGUCUCGGCAAUCCUUCCAUUAGAAGGCGAUCACCCUAAUGUGGUUGCUGCGAAUCCUGCCCCUACAAUCAGCUCAAACAACCUACUCUUAAAGAUUAGGGCUAUCGAGGCUACGCUUACUUCUGCCUUGAGAAGAGAGCAGCAGGCUCAAUUGGCAGCUAAACGAUAUGCCACCGAAAUUGACCAGCUGCAAACUCUGAUCCAACAGCGUGAUCAGAACACCCAGAGCAGUAGAAUGAUUCUUCGGUUCAGAGACGAGAAGAUACGCAGAUUAGAAGCAGUGGUGGGCGGAAAACUGCCAGUCGACCACUAUCUGAUUGAGGAGAACAAGAAAUUGGCUGAGGAGCUUGAUCUUGUAAGAUUACAAGUGGAGCGGAAUCCAGAACUCACCCGGUUUGCAAUGGAAAACAUUCGACUUUUGGAACAACUCCGAGGAUUUCAAAAAUUCUAUGAGCACGGAGAGCGUGCGACUAUUAUGGAAGACAUUGGGAAUCUUAGAGACCAGUUACUAGAAAUGACAGAAACAAAGCUCGCCCUUGAACAGGGAGCUAUGGCUCUUUCGAGUGCACAGGCAGACAAGUACCGCAAGGAACUUGAGAUCUGCUGUAACGACUUGAGCACCUGUUUGGAGAUCAACUCGGCAUUGACUAGACAAGUGGAGCAGCUGAAGUCACAAGUCGCACAACUUAGUGCCCGCUGUCAAGAGCAGCAGCAAGACUUGGAUUUCCUCAAGGCUCAACCAAUGGGACGCCUGGAGGAGUUAGAGUUGGAAAGGUCUGUACACUUGCAAAUCAUCGAGGACUUGAAGGCUCAGCUUCAGCAUCAGCAGAAAGAGAGCGAAGAGCUCAAACGAAUCGCCCGUGAAGAGGACGUGAAAAAUGUAGUUCAGGACAAAUACACUGUACACCAGGCGCAGGCUGAGGUCCAAGUCCAGGUGCAGCGAGAGGUUUCUGUUAAUCCAGAGCCGGAGCCUUAUGCUGAAGCCUUCACAACUGAUCAAGGUUCUUUAUUCGAUGAAGAUAUUGAGCAAAUUUCAGUCUGUAACGUGAAACAAGCAGCAAUGGAAACCGAGUUUGAGACAUUUUCUGAGCUGAUGAGAGCGAAAGCGUCACUCUUAGACGAAGAUCUUGAAAAAUUAGAUGUGUGUACUAAGCGUCAGAGUUUGGAGUCAGAGUUUGAGGCAUACUCCGGGGCUCUUGAGGAAAAGAAAGCCUACCUUUCUGAGGAGUUUGUGCGUCAGAGAGUAGCUGCGAAGACCUUAGAAAUGGCUGCUCAUUUCGAACCUUUUACUGAGCUUAUGGAAGGGGAAGAGAACCUUUUGAGGGAAAGUUUGGAGCAAAAAUGUCCAGACGCAGACGCAGGGAUUUCAUCGAUGCUUGACAAAUCCAGUAGUACGAAAUCACCAGCCAAUGGUCAUUGCAAAGACUUAGGGACCACUCCAGAGCCAGAGACGGUGCCUCUCCAAGGUUCACAUACUAAUUCUGAAAUUCCCGCGACUUCUCCCAUGGUUUCAGAGCCGCAAGAGGUGGUACUGCUGGCGACUUCACAGGUGAAGUCAGACGUUGAGGCACGUCCGGCUCUUUUGGAGAUGUCAGAUAUAAGUCCCGGGGAAUCGGUGCUCUCUCCAGAACCUCAGGUAGUUAGUAUUUCAGAAGAUGUCUCGCCUCAACAGUUAGCUGUUGACAUACUGGUCACAACUGAGGAAUCCACAUCGGCUAGAGAUAUCAAGCAGAAUUUGUCGGUACCGAACUCUUCGCAAGUUGGUCUCGACACCAGAACGACCGGAGAUGUUGAGGCAAUGUCCAUGGGUUCUGAUCGUGAACAAUCACAUUUGACUGACAUAAAUGCUGCGCAUGAAGAGGACCAUGUCGGGGUGCGUAGCGACACCGCCGAAAUGAUCACAGACGUCGAGAUACUCAAACAGCACAUGGUGGACAAGGCGCAUACUGUCUUGGAUGGAGAUACGACCAGAACUGAAGAGAGCCUUAAGUCGGAUUAGUCAAAACUUAAUUGCAUGCCCUAAGGUUCUGAGUUAGCGGGCGAGAAGAUCGGUUGCUGGAAAACGACGCCCCUGAGUUUCGUCUCAGGACGAUUUGCGAGCACUAAAACUUAUUUCUCUCCCGCGCCGACACAUCCUGAAACCGCCGGAGUUAACAUGUUGAUAAGUCUCAGACAAUAACCCCGUUGUCCGGGUACACAGAGAUGCCCCGAGUAAUUAAACUCAGAUUACGACCCUCACUAAGUCGGCCAUCAUGUAGGUUCGUGCCAUCCCUCCAAAGACGCUCUAGAUGACGAAAUCAUUUUGUUCUGAUUAGUGAAUCAUGGGUCGAGGAUACCUGCCCUAUUGAAAUGCGUCUUUAGCUUGCUAAGCGUAAGACUCUGCUCAAGCUGCAACAUACAGGAUAUUAUUUGGGUUUGCAGAGGUCUCGGAUCGCAACUGCAGCACAUAGUGACGCAGACCUAAUGGGAGUUGUACAUCCGACGGCUGAAGCACUGUUUUGGCAAGUAGAAGAGCAGCUGUAAGUCGGACCAUUUUUGCUUGACGUCCUACCACGGAACACUUACUACGACCGACCAAGCCUGAAGAGGCUUGACUCUACUAACCAUUAAUUGAGAGAUAUAUACACACAUAUUCGUAUAAGGCGGGGACCUACUCAGCACUGUAUAUCUAGGGAGCAACGUUGGCCUUAGGCUUUGUGGGCUAGGCAAGGAUUUUUCUGGCUGCUGGCUAACUCAGGAGUUGAAUCACGUUGAUGGGAGCGGCAUUGAACUUCGACACAGCCGGAUUUUACUUCGAGUCAACUUGGCCUUCGUGGAAUACUGUUGUCAUGGGUGGUUAGAGUGACCAUUGCACCUGUUUCGGACCCAUCCAUGCAAGUUUUUUUUCAGCCUGUACAGAUUUCUAUUCCUAUUCGCUUGCCUAGGAAUUUUCUUUCUGGGCCCGUAGUCCUGUACGGGAAAGUCGGUGUGAUGUGAUUCAAGGAAGGUUUGAAUUCCAUUCUCACCCUUUUAAUUAGUUAGCUCAGGUUUGAUUGAACCCGGAGAUGGACCUGCAACUUCAUGACUGCUGAACUUGUGUUUCUCUCACCAUAAUCUAUUGUAAUUCCACUUCGAUUAAAUGCCAUUUAUGAUCUUUUUCCAGAGGUUAC
Molecule: messenger RNA, 5836 nt
Organism: Physcomitrium patens
Lineage: Eukaryota; Viridiplantae; Streptophyta; Bryopsida; Funariales; Funariaceae
Product: kinesin-like protein KIN-12D
Biological process (GO): microtubule-based movement
Molecular function (GO): microtubule motor activity; microtubule binding; ATP binding
Source: RefSeq, a predicted model, not a curated record